This is a messenger RNA of Aspergillus ibericus CBS 121593, 1484 nucleotides long. RefSeq names its product MCT family MFS transporter. NCBI's taxonomy places the organism in Eukaryota, Fungi, Ascomycota, Eurotiomycetes, Eurotiales, Aspergillaceae. The record is from RefSeq and is a predicted model, not a curated record. Gene Ontology annotation, molecular function: transmembrane transporter activity. The coding region runs from base 231 to 1484 and encodes 417 amino acids. Gene Ontology annotation, cellular component: fungal-type vacuole membrane. The transcript has 3 exons. Gene Ontology annotation, biological process: transmembrane transport.
CCACAAACACAGCAUACCUUCGCUAAUAGUAUUCCCUAAUCUCUCUAUAAUGUAAGCAUCAUCGGUAUACAAGCAUCGAAUAAGCUCGGACGGGACUCGGCCCCGACCGCGGGAAAUGGGGUUUCCUCCCAAUUCGGAAAACUCCGAGCCCUAGCUGGAAGCCAACAUCGAUCCGACAUCUAUAUCUUCACGGCCAGUCCAGAUGGAGUCCAUACUACAGAAUCAGCAUCAUGUCCACCGACACCGAAAAAACCGCAGCCAUCCCUUCAGAUGCCCUCAAGCCCCCAUCCUUCCCCGAGGGCGGCUUCAAAGCAUGGAUGGCCGUUCUCGCCUGCUGGUGCGUCAUGUUCAACACCUUUGGCUACAUCAACGCAUUCGGAAUCUACGAGGCAUACUACAAAAACUCCUUUCUCCACCAUGAAAGCGACUCCAACAUCGCCUGGAUCGGCUCCCUCCAAGCCUUCUUCAUGUUCUCCGCCGGCCUCAUCUCCGGCCCUCUCAUGGACCGCUACGGCCCUCGACUCAUCCUCAUCCCCUGCUCCCUCCUCUUCAUCCUCUCCGUCAUGCUCACCAGCCUCUGCACCCAAUACUACCAAUUCCUCCUCGCCCAAGGCAUCCUCGGCGGCCUCACCAACGGCCUCAUCUACACCCCCACCCUCACGGCCGUCAACCAAUACUUCUUCCACCGUCGCCCCCUCGCCAUGGGCAUCGCCUCCUCCGGCUCCUCCCUCGCCGGCAUCCUCUUCCCCAUCGCCCUGAACCGCAUGCUCCACCAAUCCCCCCUCGGCUUCGGCUGGUCCGUCCGCAUCCUCGGCUUCCUCAUGCUCACCCUCAACCUCAUCGCCUGUCUCGCCAUCUCCUCCCCCGCCCCGAAGCGCACAACCGGAUCCCCCUUCUGCCUCGAAGCCUGGCACCACCCCGCCUACGCCUUCCAAAUCGCCGGCCUCUUCCUCAUCAUCUGGGCCCUCUUCGUCCCCUUCUUCUACAUCCCCUCCUACGCCCAAUCCAUCGGCAUCAACACCAACCUCGCCAACUACCUCGUCUCCAUCUCCAACGCCGGUUCCCUGCUGGGGCGUCUCCUCGGCGGUCUCCUCGCCAACCAUAUCGGCCGCUUCAAUACCCUCAUCGGUGCCUCCGCGAUCUGCGGCAUCUUGAUCCUCUCCUGGCUCGCCAUUACUUCCCUGCCGGGGAUGAUCGUCUUCGCUGUCCUGUUUGGGUUCUUCUCCGGUACGACCAUCGGUAUGUUCACCGCGACUAUUGCCAUGACCGCUCCUCGACCGAAUGUUAUCGGUUCGUAUCUGGGGAUGGCGUUGGGGGUGUUGAGUUUGGCGAGUUUGACGGGCACCCCGAUCACCGGGGCGAUGAUUAGUUCGUAUGGGGAUUAUCGGGCCGCGUUGGUAUUUGCGGGCGUUUGUGCGUUGGUGGGCUCGGGGGUCGUGUUUGUGGCGAGGGUGUGUUGGGCGGGGUGGGAGUUGGUUGCGUAG